This is a messenger RNA of Prorocentrum cordatum, 1390 nucleotides long. The record is from the annotation of a GenBank genome assembly. Lineage: Eukaryota; Dinophyceae; Prorocentrales; Prorocentraceae.
UUUCUACAGAGAGUCCUAUUCUUUCGUAUCAGCUCCUCCUCCGUAGUCAUUUUGGCUCAAGCCAUUUUGGCUCAAGCGAUCGCAUGGCCGCCGCCGUCCGGUGUGGUUCCUUCGGGAGCCCGGGCCGGGAUGGCGGGGUCUAGAGGGGCCAUCUGCGCCGCGGACGCCGCCCUCCUCGUGGAGGCGGCGGUCCGCGCGGCGCAGCUCGCUUGAGCGCCGCGGCGCACCGUGGGCGCCGUCGCAAGGGCGGCAGCAUCCGCUGUCGCGCGCCCGCGGCCCGCGCGCGAUGGCGCUGCUGGUGCUGACGGCUCGGAGGCGGACGACGGCGACGGCGAGCCUAAGGCGGGGGCGGCGGCGGAGGCGAAGCGCGUGCGGCGCCGCCGACGCCGCGAGCGCCUGGCUGCUCGGCGCGCGCAGGAGCGUGGUCGUGAUGGUGGAGGUUCUGCUGGCGGUGGCGCUGGGGCUCCCUGGUGGGCGCAGGCGGCGGCUUCGGCUGCCGUGGCGCCUGGAGUGGCGGCUGGCGGCGCGGCGGACCCCGCCCUUGGCGGCAUCGACAACGACGACGACAUGGAGGACGACUCGUUCGCCAACUCCCUCGUAGUCGCGCCUCGGGAGGCGGCUGGUGCAGCUCCUGGUGGCGCGGGCGGCGGGGUGGUGGCUGGCGGACGGUUGGCCCGUGACGGAGUCGGCGGCGCUCGGGGCCUCGAGCUCGUGCAGCUCGGCCCAGCGCCUCGGGAGGGCCGAUGGGCUGGCGGCCUCGGGAGCGACGGCCUUGGCGGUGCCGCUCCGCGGCGGCGCGGGCCGAGGCGCGCUCAGUCGAAGGCGGCGGCGGAGCUGGACUCGGCGCCCACGGUGGCGGCGCCUGAGGCUGGCGGAUCUGCGGCUUCGGGGGACGGCCUCAGCGAGUGCUUCGCGCUCGCCGACGGCCUCCUCCGACAGGCGCCUGGCUACGGGCCUCAGCUCAGCGCAGAACUUCGGCAGGUGCUGGAGUCCGUGAGCUGGAGGCCUGCCAGCGCUGUGUAGAGCAUCCCGCCCAGGGCCCUGAGGGAGUGGCUUCGGUGGACUGGCCAUUUUGUGGGUCGGCACGGCCAGGAGGGUACCCCGCGUGAGCGCCCGUGGCGAUGCUGCGGACUUCAGCUGCUCGGUCGAGCUGCGGACUUCAGCUGCUCGGUCGAGCAGGUGUCAGCCUCGGCCCAGCGGCGGGCGGGACACAGGGGAGGGACUUCGGUGGCCUGGCCCUUUUGGGGCUGGCGCGGCCAGGCGGGUACCCUGCGGGGGCGCCCCUGGUGACGUCCCACACCCUGGCGCUCCAGAUCGAACGGCUCGUGCUGCGCGAGCCGUGUGCUCUUAAAAAGCGCAUCAACUCCUAAAUGUCCUACGUCUGUUCCUA